CCGGGCACACGUCAAGUCAAGCUCUACUCGCAGGGACUACAACUCGAGAAGAAACUCGACAGCAUCAUGAUGUCGAUGCCUCCUUGGUCGCCAUCGAAGGAGCUGCAGACCAACAUCAGCCACUAUGCUGUCGCCGUCAUGCUCUCGAGCAAGAUCAGUGCGUAUAAAGGUCAAACCCCUGUUAACCAUGUGUUGGAUAUCAUACGCAUUUUGCGGUUCGACAUACCGACUGGGAUUGAGCGUAAUGCUGCUAACUGGAAGAAGAUCGUUAAGGCGGUGUCGGACGCCUUCACCGCGAUUCGAGCUGCAUUCAAGAAAUUGCUUCGUUUGAGCACCAUAGGCAUUACCCCCUCAAACCACCAGACCAUCUAUAAGCUCACGAUGGUAUUGAUCAAGAAUACUAAGUGCGAGGCCAGCGUUCCGCUAUGUGCCCGUGUUGCUCUCAUGCGUGCGGUGUACAUGGUCCGUGAGAAUCGUGGUCCGCAUUUCUGGGACCGAAUCGAUGAUGAGCUCGCGGCGCUGCGCAAAAAGGCCGCUGGCAAUGAACGCAAGUGGAUCAAGGGCUUGCGCCACGUUCUCGACAAGGAUCGCAAGAAGCAUGGACAGGACGAUCAUGAGGUUGACGACCUUGAGGAUGAGGUGGAUGAACUGCAGCAGGAGGUCGACGAUAUCUUAGAAGGUCGCUCGCAUGCUAUCAGCAAUGCGAGUGCUGCUGUCAUAGAUAGUGCUCCGGCCUGA
Molecule: messenger RNA, 738 nt
Organism: Fomitopsis serialis
Lineage: Eukaryota; Fungi; Basidiomycota; Agaricomycetes; Polyporales; Fomitopsidaceae
Exons: 5
Source: RefSeq, a predicted model, not a curated record